UCACCGGCGUCACGUUGGCAACGCUCUGACAUACGUGUUCAUUUUGAAGUAUGCUAAGUGUACAGAUCAUUUAUUUUGAACCGUUUUAACCACUCGGCAAAAUGUUGGCGCUUUUGGCAUGUUUUAGUAGCGUUUUUCUAAUUUCGGUCCACGCACAACGGGCGCCGCCGGGGGUUCCGCCCCAGCACUACCAAGGGGUUCCGCCGCAGCAGCAGUACCAGCACGUUCCCGUGCAACAGCAAGUGCCCGUGCAGCACCAGCAGGUUCCCGUGCAGCACCAGCAAGUGCCCAUGCAGCAUGUGCCGAUGCAGCAGCAGGUGCCCAUGCAACAGGUCCCCCUGCAGCAGCAAGCCCCGCAGCACCACCACGGCCAGCCGCAGCAAAUCCUGAAUGCUGCCAACAUCGCCCACGAGAAAGAGCACAUAGCCGAACAUAUGGAAGUGCCUAUUGACACCAGUAAAAUGUCCGAGCAAGAGCUGCAGUUCCACUAUUUUAAAAUGCACGAUGCUGACAAUAACAAUAAGCUGGAUGGCUGUGAAUUAAUUAAGUCGUUGAUCCACUGGCAUGAGCAAGGGAGCAAGGAGAAGGCCGGGCAAAUAGAGGACAAGAUCUUCAAAGAUGAAGAGUUGGUUACUCUAAUUGACCCCAUCCUGAACGUUGAUGACAGUAACCGGGACGGUUACAUUGAUUAUCCGGAGUUUGUUAGGGCCCAGCAAAAGGCCGCCGGUCAGGGCAAGCCUACUUCAUAGUAGCUUAGCUUUUGUUUGUCUGCUAAUUACUGUCAGUUUUUUACAUAAAACUCUCUCCAUAGGUAAACGUGAUAUAGUGUCAGCGCCCUUGUUUGAUGAUGACACUAUAACACAACUUGUGGACCAGAUUUUGCAAUUAAUGGAUAGGAACAUUGAUGGUUUUGUUGAUUACGGUGAAUAUAGACUGUUUUCAGGUAACAAUAAGUAACUUAAGCUGUUUGAGACUGUCCGUUUCGUUUUUUAAUGUGGGUUGUGUAUAUUUCAUUUGUAUGUAUAUAACGAAAGAUUUGUACAAAUAAAUUCCAUUUUUAUAAAUUUGUCUACUCUCUCCUACUAGUUCUUAAUUUUUGUUAAUACAUAUUUAGUUUAGUAGCUGAAGCGUCCAUCCAUUAGUUAAGAAAUAUUUAUUUUAAUAGCGUAAUAAAUUAUUGUUUGAUUUUUAUUUAUGAAAAAGUGGACCAACUCAAUGGCACUGUCACUCUUGUGUUGAAACAACUAAGGAAUAAAUGAAUUCGAUGAC
Messenger RNA from Tribolium castaneum (red flour beetle), 1269 nucleotides. Its product is annotated as multiple coagulation factor deficiency protein 2 homolog. Lineage: Eukaryota; Metazoa; Arthropoda; Insecta; Coleoptera; Tenebrionidae. Bases 102 to 749 code for a protein of 215 amino acids. The record is from RefSeq and is a predicted model, not a curated record. The transcript is spliced from 4 exons. Gene Ontology annotation, molecular function: calcium ion binding.